AUGCUCAGAAGGAUAGUGCGUAAACAAAUUGUUCAUUCUCAUCGGUUUUAGAAGAGUUGUCGCUGAAACAGCAACCAUUUGCGCACGCUUUAAAAAGGCAAAUCCAAUAGUCAUUGAAAAUUUAACACGAUUUGGUUUGCCAUAUGGAAUAAAGACCGAAAUAAAAGAAGAGAGAAGUGACUACUACGAACCGAACAAAUACACAAAUCACCAAGGGAAAUUGUGUUGUUUAUUAUCUUUAUUUAGAAAGGCGAGAAGUGGAGGGUGCGCAAAAAGGCGAGAAGUAGACGGAGCGCAAAAAGGCGAGAAGUGGAGGCUGCGCGAAAAGACGAGAAGUGGAUGGUGCGCAAAAAGGCGAGAAGUGGACGGGUGCGCAAAAAGGCGAGAAGUGGACGGUGCGCUAAAAGGCGAGAAUUGAAGGGUGCGCGAAAAGACGAGAAGUGGAUGGUGCGCAAAAAGGCGAGAAGUGGACGGUGCGCAAAAAGGCGACAAGUGGACGGUGCGUAAAAAGACGAGAAGUGGAUGGUGCGCGAAAAAAAAAAGUGUUUUAUAAGCAAUUUCUUAUUGAUCCAAAUCGCUUUCCAAUCAAAUAACCAAAAUCUGGGAUCUAUCCGAAAGUUAUUUGAAAGCACUGAAGGGUUGAGUUGUUUGAAAGGACGGAGAAUACAUCAGUUGUUGAUUACUCGAGGUUCCUGAGUAAAUCGGCGUUUUGUGUCGUUGAGGUUUCUUGAUAAACCAGGACGGAUUUGCAAUCUUGUAGUCGAUCCUUCAUUCUCUUUAGUCAAUCUUCGUAUCAUGUACAAAACUCAAUGUAGAAGUCGGGAUGCUUCGGUCUCAAAAAGGAUUUCGCCACCAUUGCGAAUGGAGGGGUAGCGAUGAGUACCUCGAAAUAAUAAAUAAAUACAUAAAUUUCGCAAAGUCUAGAAAUCUCGGCGUUUUUAAUGCAAGUCUCGAAGUCUCUUUUUUUUGUUUUUUGUUUUCAAAAUUUUAGGGUCCGGGGCCUCAAUUUUUUACCACGGUCUCGAAGUCUCUGAAUUUUAAAUGCGACCUCGGAGUCUUUGAUUUUGUUAUACGCUAUCUGUUUUAUGUUGUCCCAUGCUACGGGUUUCCCCUUGUACCAAGAUUGUAUUGUAAUUCUUUGUAUUCUUAUUCUUUUUCCAACUGAUGUUUAUGACCUACCUCUAGCAAGUUAUCCGAAACUAGCUUGGGCUCGGAUUCCGAAAUUUGACAAGAGUCUCGGGCUCGGAUUCCGAAACGCGGGUCUCCGCGCCUCGGCAAGUUUUGGAUUUACCCAUCGCUACCCCUAAAUGGCGGUCGCACUGCUAUGAUCGACUAAAAGACCACAGGUAAAAAAGGGGGCGGAGCGAUCCCUUGUAUAGUGCGUGGGCCAGCUGUGAUUAUUUGGGAAUGACGGAAAACACUCGCAUCACACCUGUUUCCCCGACAUUUUUGAAGUAGAUUCAUGCUGCGUUUGCAAGCGAGGGAGACCAAUACAUGCGGACGGGCGUGCCCCUGUCGCGGCAAGGAGUGCCGGGUAACGAUUAAUAACGAUUCAAAUUAACCACCUACCAAUUAGUAGUAUCAUUUUAAGUUUCUAGAGUAUGGCGAGCUUUCUCUCGCCUCUUUUCCUACUUUUGUGUUUUUUCACGAUUGUAAUGUUGCAAGGCCUAGAGGACUUCUCAAGAGAUGCCGUCUUCACAGCGACUGAAGGUGAAUACUUGGACCUCCUUGUCAUCAAGACCGUGACCGCCCCUCGUCCUUUCGACUGCAACCUUUACUGCCUGGCCGAACCUGACUGUCAAUCAACCAACUACCAUCCACUAACGCGGAUGUGUGAGCUGUGUAACCACACUUUCACCUCCAGGCCUGGCUGCAAAGUCCACAAACCAGGCUACAUCCACUUCGACUCUGAAAAGGGAUCACUCCCUCCCGACCCAUGCAGUAAUGUGACGUGUAAGAAUGGUGGAACGUGCAACUUGACAUGCGCAGAAAAUAUUGAAUGGUUGUGUGCUUGUCAACCAAAUACUACCGGCAUGCUCUGCGAGCACUUCACAGGGAACGCUACUCCUUCCACAUGCAAAGAAGUUUAUGACAGAGGAUUAAAAAAAGACGCCGUCUACAUCCUGAGCAUGGAGGACAAAAGCGUAGAGAUCUACUGCCAUAUGACAGUGAUUGACGGCUGUGGCGAUGGGGGAUGGACGCUGGCCAUGAAAGUCGACGGUGCAAAGGCCACGUUCCUGUACGAGUCUUCACUCUGGACCAACAAGCUCGCCUACAACCCCUCGGCCGGUCUGACGGGCUUCGAUAACCAAGAGACCAAGCUCCCCAGCUACUGGGCCACGCCCUUCACCAAGAUCUGCAUCGGGUUCAAGGUCGGGGACAACCUGAAGUCCAUGACGAUCUUCUACACGGCUACGUCACUCUAUGACGUCAUCGCUGACGGAAUCUACAGAGGGACCACCCCUAUAGUGAAGACCUCUUGGAAGGCACUGAUCGCGGGCUCGUCUAUGCAGGCAAACUGUAAUCAAGACGGGUUUAACGUGGGCGGUAGAGUGCGUGUAGGGUUGGUUAGUAACGAACAAAACGACUGUGGUUCUGUUGACAGCAUGGUGGGUAUUGGGGGAAACUCUUAUCUUCCUAGCGCUGCUGGAAAUAUCUGCAAAUAUUGUUGCUGCGACAACGGCUACCGUAAUAUCAAAGCUAUAGGCUAUUUAUUACUUAAGUAAUUCACACCACCUACACAAUAAUAUAUUGAACCCGUAAUUUCCUACAUUUCUCUCAUGGCGGACAGGACACAAUAGGUUAAUAAGAUCAUCAAGAGGUUCGUAAGUAGCCGGGAUAAUUUGUCAUUUAUUGACAACUCCAAGAUAACAACAAAUAUGCUAAAUAGAAGUGGGCUCCAUCUUAAUCAGAGGCAGCAAAGCUUUAGCUAAAAACUUUUUAUCGCACUUGAAUAGAAAUUGUUCUUAUGUUGUUGGUAGUCUAGCGCAUCAACAUGGCGAAUUUUGUCCGGAUUGGACCUCUGAGUUCUAUGUAAGAGGCUCUAAAAUGACCAGCUUAAAUGUUACCAGCUUAUUAUACCAUACUAAGAGCUCUAAUGGUUGAUCAAUGUUUUGACGUACUCGCAAUAAAUGAGACUAGACUCGACUCAUCCAUUCCGGAAAAUUUUAAUUCAUAUUGAUGGCUAUUCAGUUCUAAGGAAAGAAAUCGUAAAAGAGGCGGUGUAUGUAUUUAUCUACGUUCUAACAUAGACCAGCGUUUUCGAAACGAUUUAGCUAUUGACAGCGAUCUUGAAAUUCUAUCAGUUGACAUUUGAAAACCAAACAGCAAAUAAUUUAAUAUUAUUGUGGUUUAUAGGCCCCCAGCAAAUAGCUCUGAGUUUUUUUUUUUUUUGAUAAGCUAGAAUCUAUUAUUUACGUAUCGCAUUUGAUUUACCAAUUCAAUCAAUUAAUUUCUGGACCCACAAGAAUUACCCCUUCAACAAGCAUUUAAUAGAUGCCAUCUUAACAAAUGACUCUUCUCGUAUUGUCAAAUCGGGAGUUGUGCAUAUUGGAAUAAGUGAUCAUAGUGUCGUGCAUGCGGUUCGUAAAUUUGCCGUUCCAUCUAAUAAAAAACAUAAAUAUGUUUUCCUUCCUUUAAAAAGUUCGAUUGGAGCCGCUUUUAGAAAAGACCUUAAAUUAGUGCCUUGGGACACCAUUGAUAAAUGCACGACUAUCGAUGAAAUGGUUGACUGUUUUGAGAGACUUUUUCUUAACCCAUUGACUCCUGGCUAUUUUUGAGCUGAAUUUACAAAAUACAGACUGAAAACAGAUACCUCCCCCCCUAUUCUAAGUUUUAUACAGCCCGUC
Molecule: messenger RNA, 3848 nt
Organism: Nematostella vectensis (starlet sea anemone)
Lineage: Eukaryota; Metazoa; Cnidaria; Anthozoa; Actiniaria; Edwardsiidae
Exons: 6
Coding region: 1602-2726 (374 amino acids)
Molecular function (GO): oligosaccharide binding
Source: RefSeq, a predicted model, not a curated record